Molecule: messenger RNA, 3021 nt
Organism: Girardinichthys multiradiatus
Lineage: Eukaryota; Metazoa; Chordata; Actinopteri; Cyprinodontiformes; Goodeidae
Gene: marchf7
Product: membrane-associated ring finger (C3HC4) 7
Exons: 11
Coding region: 166-2481 (771 amino acids)
Molecular function (GO): zinc ion binding
Source: RefSeq, a predicted model, not a curated record
GAAGAAACAUCAACAUACAGAUACCUGAAAGUAAACAGAACAUUUAAGCCCCUCCCACUGGGUCAACGCAGAUCACUUCAUCCUCUGCGUCAGCUGCACCCGGACGCCAUAGUUCCUGUUGUGCUAAAACUAGGAAGAGCUUAAAGACGAGGUUCAUAGCACUCCAUGAUGGACUCCAGGUCUCGGAGACUUCCGUUUUGUCUGUCCAGCUCGAGACCCUCCUACAGCUCCACUCCAACAACGUCCACGUCACUGGGCUCCAGUAGGCGGUACGGUAGGGAACCAGCACUGAACAAUGACCGCUUCCCAAGAGCGUCGUCGCCCUACAAGGCAGACGCAGAUAAACAGAGUUCUCGCUUCCUGAGCUCGUCAAGAGAUUACAGCAGUUCUGACACCCGCUCCCCCACCUGGAAGCUGCCUUCUUUGACGUCCUCUGGCAGAUCUUACGAGCGCCCCUGGGCUGAAUCAUUUCUCGGCAGCAGGAGCAAACCGACCGAUUCUGAAGGGAGGUCAGGGAUUUCCUCGAGUGUGUUGAAUGCCAGCGACGAUGCAGAAUCAAAAAGGGCCAAACUUUCAUACAGCAAUCGACUGUACUCAAGAACGCCCAGCACCACGGUUACUGGAUCCACUUAUUCCAGUAAUGUGCUCAGCAGUGGCAGAGGUGCAAGUGACUCGCUUGAUUCAUCAUGGAGUUCAUAUCGUUUACUCUCCAGACCAUCCUCUUCCUCUUCGAAGCCACUUUUGUCCUCGAGAGAGCAAGAGAAAAAGACUGAGCCCAGCCUCUCAAGCCUGGGAGAAAGAAGAGUUAGGACUCCUGGACUGGCUUCCUCACUCUAUCAAACCGACAGGGUGACAUCCACAUAUGCACAAGGAGCUCGACCGAAAGAAACUACCUAUUCUCCCACCUCCUUCUCCUCCACCUCCACUGCGAGGGAGAGCUCUCUGAAUCGCCAUGCCUCGUCCUCUGCCUCUCAGCAGACGUCAUCGCGGCUGCAUGACUUAAGCAGCAGAAACGCAGCUCGUUUCGCGAAUGUUUCAUCCUCUCUCCGCUCAGCUCAGGAACAAGCUCGAAACCCCGAAUCCUCUGGUGUGUUCUCUUCAUACUCCUCCCACAGCCCCCGGCAGUCCACUUCCCCGAGAAGACCAGAGCCCACCGUCCCAAGGCCAUCUGCUGAAGGCGGAGAGCCGGAGAGCCGUAGCUCAACGCGCCGCUUGUUGUCUCGUCUUUUUUCACGGCGUUCCAGCCAGGACUCCUCCAGCGGCUCGUCUAGCAUUCGGUCGCUUGAGGAUGACAGUCCAUCAACUAGUGGGGAGUCCGUGGACAGCGAUGAGGGUGCUGGGACAUCCAGUGUGGACCCUGGCAUCGGAGGUGCAGGGACAACCUCGGAUAGCCUCAGGAAUCAUAGAACCGACCUCUCUCCUAUCCAAGAGAACAACACGGGUCAUAGUGGCCUGACCCGGCCCAGAAUGGCUUUAUGGAGAGAGCCUUCUGUAAGCAGCAGUGGAGGAGGAGGAAGGAGCUCAUCCUGGCUCUCAUCCUCCUUCCGUGGCCGCUGCCCUCCCCUCCUGUCUCGCCUCAGAAGGUAUGCAAGGGAAGACGGCACACACUCAGCCUCACGCGCAGAAGAAAGCUACAGCCAUCCACAGCAUUCACUAAGAAGGUGGGAUGACCUUGAGCUGAAGGCAUCGCAAGAUGAUGAGGAGGAGGAAGAUGAUGAUGAUGAUGAUGAUGAAGAAGAGGAGGCAGGGGCGUUUGCUUUGGAUGCUUUCGCUAACUCUUACGUUGACAGAAUAGAGGACGAAACAUUACCUGACCUGGAAGAUGUGUUUUCACCGCGGCGCAGACUUGGAGUACUGGAAAACCUUUCGACCUCUAUGGGACGCGUGGAGAGGCAGCCAGAAGACCAGAAGGAGACAACUCUUUCCAGCAAGGACCAGGAGAAGCUGCGCAGGAUCAAAGAGAAACUGUUGAUGGAGGAUUCCGACGAGGAGGAGGGAGACCUGUGCCGAAUCUGCCAGAUGCAGGAGGAGUCUUCUUCCAAUCCCCUGAUCCAGCCUUGCCGGUGCACAGGCAGCCUGCAGUACGUCCACCAGGAAUGCAUCAAGAGGUGGCUUCGCUCCAAAAUCAGCUCAGGAACAAACCUUGAAGCAAUUACAACAUGUGAGCUCUGUAAGGAGAAGCUGCGCUUAAAUAUUGACAACUUUGACAUUCAGGAAUUGUACAGGACACAUGUCCAGUCAGAAUACGAUGAGUUCAUCAGCAGCGGCCUCUACCUGGUGGUCCUGCUACACUUCUGUGAGCAGCGGUUCUCCGAUGUGCUCGGAGCGGUCGACGCAGCGGGGUUAUUCAACCUGGUGAGAAUUCUUCAUGAACACAUGGACAGUCUUGAAAGUCCCAAUGGAGAAAGCGACGAGGAAGGGCAGGACAGCCGUCCGUCCGUUGACUUCUCCGACCUGGACGACGAUCUCGAAGACUACUGAUGAUCGUAACGUGACGUAGUGGUUUUAAAAAGUAGGUCACAUGAUGAGGUUUCAGAGCUACUCCACGCCGUUUCGUAGCUCGCUCGGUUUUUCACCCUUGGCUUUGACGAUGUCAUGUUCAGGUGCAUCUGCAUUGAGAAGUGCCACAUGCAUAGAACAUGUCUCGCCAUUUGUCUCUGGUGGCUUUUGCACAUAUGCAAACUUGGGAUGAAUUAAUGCAUAACAUUUUGAAUAAGACCACUUUGUCUGUUUUGUUAUUGUGCACUUUAUUUUAUUUUAAAUUAAUAUAAAGUCUUUCUAAUGGUUUAUACCAUAAGUGCUUUAAUGGUUAAAUGAGGACAAGUAAUUUUUACUUCACCUGUGAUGAAAGAUGAGAUUUCAAGUCUGAAUAUAAAAUGUGGUUAUUUCUUUUGCUUUUCUUUCUAAUACAAAAAAAAAAUAGCUUCACCCCAUCAGCAUAUUGUAUUUCUUAUAAAUGCUCCAUGUAUUAGAAAUAGUUUUUGGUUUUUGAGUUUGGAAAUAAAGAUUGAUUGCAAACUG